Messenger RNA from Oncorhynchus mykiss (rainbow trout), 1257 nucleotides. The record is from RefSeq and is a predicted model, not a curated record. NCBI's taxonomy places the organism in Eukaryota, Metazoa, Chordata, Actinopteri, Salmoniformes, Salmonidae.
GAGAGAGGCAGAGAGUUUACACAGAGUGGCUAUGAGAUCAGAUGGGAGGCAGAUAGAGAUGGCGUGAAACAGAUGUGGUGAUGAUUGUGGGUGGGGGGGGGGGAGAUACACACACUAACACAACGUCCACAUCGACACAUGCACACACAUACCAGCUCCACUCAAUCAUCUCCAUCUCGGUCCAAACCACAUAAUAUCUCCGGCUGAGCCAGUCGCUGAAUUACCAUUAAUGGGACAUUAGGAGACAAGCUGCAGGAAGCUGGGGAAGACGAGCUGCAGGAAGCUGGGGAAGACGAGACGCAGGAAGCUGGGGAAGACGAGACGCAGGAAGCUGGGGAAGACGAGACGCAGGAAGCUGGGGAAGACGAGACGCAGGAAGCUGGGGAAGACGAGACGCAGGAAGCUGGGGAAGACAAGCUGAUAGGAAGCUGGGGAAGACGAGAUGCAGGAAGCUGGGGAAGACAAGCUGCAGGAAGCUGGGGAAGACAAGAUGCAGGAAGCUGGGGAAGACGAGCUGCAGGAAGCUGGGGAAGACGAGACGCAGGAAGCUGGGGAAGACGAGACGCAGGAAGCUGGGGAAGACGAGACGCAGGAAGCUGGGGAAGACGAGACGCAGGAAGCUGGGGAAGACGAGACGCAGGAAGCUGGGGAAGACGAGCUGCAGGAAGCUGGGGAAGACGAGACGCAGGAAGCUGGGGAAGACGAGACGCAGGAAGCUGGGGAAGACGAGCUGCAGGAAGCUGGGGAAGACGAGCUGCAGGAAGCUGGGGAAGACAAGCUGCAGGAAGCUGGGGAAGACGAGACGCAGGAAGCUGGGGAAGACGAGACGCAGGAAGCUGGGGAAGACGAGACGCAGGAAGCUGGGGAAGACGAGCUGCAGGAAGCUGGGGAAGACGAGCUGCAGGAAGCUGGGGAAGACAAGCUGCAGGAAGCUGGGGAAGACAAGCUGAUAGGAAGCUGGGGAAGACGAGAUGCAGGAAGCUGGGGAAGACAAGCUGCAGGAAGCUGGGGAAGACAAGAUGCAGGAAGCUGGGGAAGACACCAACAGGUACUUCACAGUAUUUCUAUUUAAUUUUUUCUAACACAUUUGAUAAACAGGUGCAAGAUAGAAAUUGGCCUAUAACAGUUAGGAUCAGCUUGAUCUCCCCCUGUAAAUUAAGGAUGCACUGUGGCUGCCUUCCAAGCACCUGGAACCUUCCCAGAAAUGAGAUGGGCUGCAAACUUAUAGAAGAUUAGAAUCUAAAACAUCUGACCCAG